Messenger RNA from Labrus bergylta (ballan wrasse), 4063 nucleotides. RefSeq names its product leucine rich repeat and sterile alpha motif containing 1 (gene lrsam1). Gene Ontology annotation, molecular function: protein binding. NCBI's taxonomy places the organism in Eukaryota, Metazoa, Chordata, Actinopteri, Labriformes, Labridae. The record is from RefSeq and is a predicted model, not a curated record.
AACGUGCAGAAGAAGACAAACUGGAGUUACUGGAUUUGUUAUGAUAUCGUUUAGUAGGGGGAGAUGAAUCACCUGGAUGUGACUCUUAAUUGAUAUGUCAUCAUCUUAAUAGAAAGGUAACCUGAAAUAUAAACCUACUUUUACCUUUUUCUUCCUGCCUUUGACGUCAUAACGGACUAAUGUUCAACGUUAGCAAACCGAGGAAGUGACCGUUCAUUUAUUCCGUGACGAGAGGAGUGAAAACACACAAACAAGCAGCCUUUUCCAGUGUGCAGGCAGUUGUUGUCCAUCAGCCCGCUGGAGAAGAUCGAGUUAAAGAGGGGGGCAGAGGAGGGAAACACAGCAGGCAGAGAGACAGCAGGAGGAUUCACCAUGCCUCUGUUCUUCAGAAAGAGGAAGCCCAGCGAGGACUCCCAGAAGAGGCUGGAGUAUCAGCUGUGCCGGUCGAAGGAAGCUGGUGCUGAUGACAACCUGGACAUCUCAGCGUGUGAGCUCUCGGAGGUUCCCUCGAGUAUCUUUUCCAUUUGCAAAGUGCUGCAGAAGAAGGUCCUGAUCCUUCAUAACAACGAGCUGAGGUCAUUAGUGCCCAAAGGAUGUGACAUCAGCAAUCUGUACACUUUAAAGGUUUUAGACCUGCAUGACAACAAGAUCACUUCACUGCCUGAUAACAUCGGGAAGCUGGCGUCACUGCAGAUCCUAAAUGUGGAAAAGAACCGUUUAAAGUCUCUGCCGGACUCUAUUGCUGAUCUGCGGCUUCUGCAGACUCUAAAUCUAAAAGGUAACAGUCUCAGUGAGCUGACAGCUUCAGUUGGUUCUUUGAGCAGCCUGAGGACUCUAGACGUGAGCGACAACAACAUCACCCAGCUGCCCAAAGCUGUCGCUUACAUCAGAACGCUGGAGAGCUUUACCCUGGAUGCUGCCAUGAUGUCAUAUCCACCUGCAUCUGUGUGCUCAGAAGGAACAGAGAGUAUCCAACGCUUUCUCUGCGACGAACUGGGAGAAGAGUACUGCCCCCCGUCCCAGUACCUCCUCCCUGUCCUGGAGAGUGACUGUGGCAAACAGAACUCUGACUGUGUGGAUGGUCUGGAGGAGGCCUGGCAGAACAAAUUCAGUGACUACGAGAAGAGAAAGGAGGAGAAGAAACAGGAGAAAAUCGCCUUCGAGCGUCACCUGGAGGAGAAGCAGAAGGAGCACACACAGCUUCUUCUCAUGAACACAUCACGCAAGGAAAACAUGCUCAACUCAGUGCGACAGGAGCAGGAGCGUGUGGAGCUGGGCGUUUCUCAGCAGCAGAGGGCUCAGGACGCCGAGAGGCUGCUGGUGCUGGAGAGAAUCCGAUACGCUGAAGACAACAUCAGCGGCCGCAUCAGCAACAUGCUGAUGGACAAAAACAGGCAGAAAAAGAGUGCAGAGUUUCUUCAGGCCAUGGAGGAGGAUCGGAUUCGUAUGGAGCAUCUGACUGCCAUCACUCAGGAGGAGACUAAUUCACUGAGGAAGAGGGAGGUGGCAGCGGCCAUGCAGAAGAUGCUGUCAGACAGCUGUGCCAUGAGUCUUUUUCAGGAGGCUAGCGACUUCCGCAGAAAGAGCUUGGUGAAUGAGGCCUACAGGAGUAUGGAGAGUUUGGACCGGAAGUUUGACAAGAUGCUGUCCCUUCAAGUUUUGGACAAAUCCAAGGCCAUCGCCCAGAUCUUACAGGAGGAAGAGAUGCAGAAAGCUGCCUUCCAGGCUCUGCAGCUGCAGAAAGACGCUGUACACGGAUACAUCCGCAACCAGAUCAAACUCAUAGAGAGUGAGUUAAUGCAGCUGACUAAACUGGAGAUUAAAAGAAGAAAUCUGGACACUGAGAACCUGCAGGAGGUUCUGGUGGAGCAGCGCUCGGCUCUCAGUGAUUUGUUGCAGCAGCUGCUGAAGCAGAAAGACCAGAGAGAGCAGGAGCUGCGGGUGGUUCUGGCGGAGAUGGAGCAGAAGUCAGAGUCCAACCAGCAGAACUAUUGGAUGAUUCAGUACCAGAGACUGCUGGACGCCAAGCCGCUCACACUGCGCAUGCAGGAAGCAGGCGUGGAGAAGGAGUUAGUGAACCUGCUGUGCAGACUGUCCGCUCAGCACUACCUGCCCAUCCUCGCUCACCACAGAGUGACCACUGAGGAGCUUCGCUACAUGAACUCAUCGGACCUCAAGAAGCUCGGCAUCAACGAAGUAGGAAUCCAGAAAGCUCUCCUGAAAUGGGCUCGAGAUCACAAGCCUGCAGGAGCUUGUAAGGCUGCACCAGAGGAGGAGGAGGAGGAGGCAGAGGUCAGACCCUCAGCUCCGUCUCCUUCUCCCCUUCCAUCGAUUCCCACCACCUCAGCCAUCCACAUCCCCAGCCCUCCACUCACCCCGGGGACCCCCGUCACCCCUUCAGCACCCAGCCCUGUGGAGGGUCCAGGGAGCUCGGAGUGUGUGGUGUGCAUGGAGACCGGGUCUCAGGUCAUCUUCCUGCCCUGCGGUCACGUGUGCUGCUGUCAGGUGUGCAACGACGCCAUGCAGAACUGCCCUCUGUGUCGUAGCAACAUAUCUCAGCGUAUACGCCUCUAUCAGAGCUGAAGCCCCUCCUCCUCCUCCUCCUCCUCUGACCACAGCUCUCUGUAUCCUUGCAUGGUCAUCAAGCUGCUGUGAGCGAACCUGCCAUCAUGUAGACGAGCUUGUAGCUGAGCCACUUCCCUGUAUUAACCAGACAGUACUUGGUGAAAUAAUUAUUUUAAUGUGUUUUAAUUUCACUGCUGUUACUCUGUUUUUGUUUUCUGUUUGUUUGAUAUAUUUAGAGCCAAGUGUUUUACACUCCUCACUUUUUAAAGACCAACUGUUCUUUGCCUUAUUAUAGAUUCUUAAACGCUGCGUGCCUUUUUCUGGAAAUCUCUUCCUUUAAAUAAUAUUACACGUCUCUUGUCAACCAAAGUAACAUGUCAGACAUUUACAGAAGAGUCCCUCCUGUACAGGGUAUUUCAGACCGGGGAGAAGCAGAUUCAGAAGGGAAUACAGAUUCACAAAUACUGUGAGUAUUUAAAGUCAGAUUGUGGAUUUAGCACUUAUUUUCCCCCGACAUGACUCUUAGAAUUCUUCUGACGGCUGCUCUCUCAGACUAAUAUCUUUAUAAAAGGAUAUGAAACAUGAUGAUUCACUUCACAUUCAGCUGUGAUGCCCUGCUUCGUGUGCUGCAGACAGUGCUGAGAGGAUUGUAAACUAUUUAUUCAACAUGCGCUCUGUUGCAUAAAGUACAUGUCCACAUCAUUUCUAAAAGACCCCAAACAUUGUUCUCUGCUUUCUUUGUUCUGUAGAAAUGUUUUCCUGAAGGCACAUACGCUGAACAUAUCGGAUUAUAACAUCUGAUGACGACCUCUGUAUCGGUCAAUACUCAUUCACUAACACAUCAUCUGUUGAGUGUUUUUCCUUUUUGAUAUCGCUGCGACUUUUCUUUGCAUCACGUCCGCAGCUUUGUUUCCCCUUUUCUGUCCGAGGCGUCUGUCCCGUCUCAUCCAGGCCGCUCUGUGCCUGCUGCAAAAUAAAUCCUAAUGACAUAAUAAUGACUGUUAAGAUAAUAACCAGGGAGACACACUCUGCGUUGUUUGACCCCUGUUAGCAUCACCGGUUGGUCUUCGGUUGGUUUUAUUCCAUUCCAUACUGUAGUUUAUGGCCCCUUGUUUGCAGAGUGAGAAUCUGAAACACAAAGAACACAGAUUUAGUUUUGUUAUCCUGAAAUAUGAAUGUAUACAGUAGUCUAAUGGCUGCGCCUCUGGAGAAAGGUUUUUUUUUUUGUUUCAUUUAAAAUUUUAGGGGGGGCUUAUUUUUAUUUUGUUUUAAUUUAAGUUAUUUUUUAAGUUGUGAUUUUAAAAAAGUUUUAACUAAGUUAUGUUUUAUUCUUGAGGGAACUGUUUUAUUUGAGAUAAUAAGCCGGAUAGUAUCAGGAGAGUUUUUCUGACUGGUGUGAUAUUAAUGUACGAAGCCUCAGCGACGUCACCCGUCUGUUCCUGCAGGGGGCGCUGGAGUCCCAUCGAUGGCGGUCUCCAUGCUGGAAAUGCUGUCUCAG